Messenger RNA from Rhinichthys klamathensis goyatoka, 1032 nucleotides. RefSeq names its product SLAM family member 9-like. NCBI's taxonomy places the organism in Eukaryota, Metazoa, Chordata, Actinopteri, Cypriniformes, Leuciscidae. Bases 361 to 1032 code for a protein of 223 amino acids. The transcript has 4 exons. The record is from RefSeq and is a predicted model, not a curated record.
UGUCGGCAGUGUGCAGUCGGCACACACAUCUCACUUAUCCUGCGCAAAUUAAGCAUAAACAUUGCAGUUCACGUCUGCACUAACAAUUAAUUCACAGACAUUAAAGUAAUCUUGUCCGAACAAGUCAUGACUUUAAACUUUACACCUACCAUUGACUGUACGAUUUACUCUCAGAUGUGCGAUACUCCUAGAUGGUGCAACAGGUAUUAGUCCUACACAGGACUUAAGGUGUAUUUUACAUUCAAACUACAACUGAGUGUAUCCAGCUGGUGCAACCGGCCUCUGGUUUGUAAACCAAAAGAAGCCUUAAUCUGAUUUUGUUCAUGUUCUCCAGGUGUGUUUGGUGAUUCAGUGUCAGUGAUGGAGGGAGAUUCUGUCACUCUAAACACUAAUGUUACUGAAAUACAUGAAGACGACGACAUACUGUGGAAAUAUGGAGCUGAAAACUCUCUGAUAGCUAAAAUCAGCAUUGAGACAGAAGUCUUCUCCACAUCUGAUGUUCCUGAUGGGAGAUUCAGAGACAGACUGAAACUGGACGAUCAAACUGGAUCUCUGACCAUCACAAACACCACAACUGAACAUACUGGAGUUUAUAAACUAGAGAUAAGGGGAGCGAAACGAUCAUCAAAAACAUUCAGUGUUUCUGUCUAUGCUCCUCUGCCCACUCCUAACAUUACCAGAGAUAGUUCAUCCUCAUCAUCAUCAUGUUCAUUGGUGUGUUCAUCAGUGUUGAGUGUGUGUGAUGCGACUCUCUCCUGGUACGCAGGAAUGAGUGUAUUGUCCAGCAUCAGUGUGUGUGAUCUCAGCAUCAGUCUCUCUCUACCUCUGGAGGUGGAAUAUCAGGAUAAAAACCCCUACAGCUGUGUGCUGAACAAUCCCAUCAGCAACCAGACCACACAUCUGGACAUCAACACACUCUUGAGACACAUAAAUCACAGCAGCAGCAGCUCCAGCCACAAGCAGAAUAACACCACCAGCAGCAACACUUAUUUCUAUUAUAAAAGCAGCUCUUAUUCCUCCUACAGCAGCUAG